This is a messenger RNA of Panicum virgatum (switchgrass), 1821 nucleotides long. Its product is annotated as cytochrome P450 72A15-like. The record is from RefSeq and is a predicted model, not a curated record. The transcript is spliced from 5 exons. Gene Ontology annotation, molecular function: oxidoreductase activity, acting on paired donors, with incorporation or reduction of molecular oxygen; monooxygenase activity; iron ion binding. The coding region runs from base 143 to 1726 and encodes 527 amino acids. NCBI's taxonomy places the organism in Eukaryota, Viridiplantae, Streptophyta, Magnoliopsida, Poales, Poaceae.
AAGACGCACGUUCCAGCUGAGCGCCUGAGCUCCAUCAUUUUAAUAUAUUUAAUUUAUAGCACAACACACUGCUCCCAGUCGCACAUCCCCUCAUCCCACCCGACCUCUACUUUCUUCUUGCUUACCACUGCGCAAGAAGCUAAUGGCGACUCGAGCUCUGCUGGCGCUGCGGGAGGCCUCCCCGUGGCAGGCCCUGGCCGGCGCGGCAGCGGCCGCAGUGCUGCUAUGGCUGGUGGCCUGGACGCUGGAGUGGGCCUGGUGGACACCGCGGCAGCUCGACCGGGCCCUCCGGGCGCAGGGCCUCAGGGGCACCAGGUACCGGCUCUUCACCGGCGACGUGAGGGAGAACGCCCGGCGCAACCGAGAGGCGCGGACGAAGCCGCUGCCGCUCGGCUGCCACGACAUCAUCCCCCGCGUGCAGCCCAUGUUCCACGACCUCGUAAAGGAGAACGGGAAAUUGUCUUUCUCUUGGUUUGGCCCUACGCCAAGGAUGAUGAUUCCUGACCCGGAGUUAGUGAGAGAGAUUUUGUCUAACAAGUUUGGCCACUUUGGCAAACCGAAGACAGCUCGUGUCUGGAAGUUGAUAUCCAACGGGCUUUUUAAUCAUGAAGGAGAGAAAUGGGCAAAGCACAGGAGGAUCCUCAAUCCUGCUUUUCACCAUGAGAAAAUAAAGAGGAUGUUGCCAGUAUUUUCUACCUGCUGUGUCGAAAUGGUUACAAGAUGGGAAAAUUUAAUGUCGCAUGAGGCGUCUUCUGAGAUUGAUGUCUGGCCUGAGUUCCAAAAUCUUACUGGAGAUGCCAUCUCAAGAACUGCGUUUGGUAGCAGCUAUCAGGAGGGUAGGAGAAUUUUCCAGCUGCAAGGAGAGCAAGCUGAACGCCUUAUACUACAGUCUUUCCAAACAAUGUUUAUCCCAGGCUAUUGGUUCUUGCCUACAAAAAAUAACAGAAGGAUGAGACAAAUUGAUCGGGAGAUCUGCAAACUUCUGCGCGGAAUAAUUGAGAAAAGAGAGAAAGCUAUUAAAAAUGGCGAGACUAAUAGCGAUGAUUUACUGGGCAUAUUGGUAGAGUCAAACAUGAGAGAAUCAAAUGGAAAAGUGAAUCUAGGAAUGUCUACAGAAGAUAUAAUUGAGGAAUGCAAGCUAUUUUACUUCGCAGAUAUGGAGACGACAUCACUCCUGCUAACUUGGACUAUAAUCGUGCUAAGCAUGCACCCAGAAUGGCAAGAGCUGGCAAGAGAAGAAGUGUUGAAUCACUUUGGAAGAGCUAGACCAGAUUUUGAUAGGUUGAGCCGCCUGAAGAUUGUAACAAUGAUCCUAUACGAGGUCCUUAGGUUGUACCCACCAGUAAUAUUCCUAAACAGAAGAACUUACAAGGAAAUGGAGCUUGGUGGCAUCAAAUACCCUGCUGGAGUCGACCUUCUGCUGCCCCUUCUGUUCAUUCACCAUGAUCCCACCAUCUGGGGAAAAGAUGCAAGCGAGUUCAACCCGGAGAGGUUUUUUGAGGGCAUCUCUAAUGCCACCAAGUCCCAGACCGCCUUCUUUCCAUUCGGAUGGGGACCCAGGAUCUGCAUCGGCCAAAACUUUGCAUUACUUGAAGCGAAAAUGGCGUUGUGCACCGUCCUCCAGUGUUUCUCCUUUGAGCUCUCGCCAUCGUACACCCACGUACCAUACACUGUGAUAACCCUGCACCCUGAGCACGGUGCUCAGGUCAAGCUGAAGAAGCUCUGAUCACUACUGGAAAACGGAUUUUCCCUGAGUGUGUGGUAUUUGCCUGUCAGUUUUUUAUGUACACACAGGGAAAUCAUAUAUUAUCCUGUCGGUUG